AUGGCAUAUAAUCCACUACUGACCUAUGAGCAAGACCCUUUUAGGGAUCAGCUGUCUAUUCUUAGUAUAGAGGACCCACUGACUGUCCAUAGUGUGCUGGAGGUAGAAUUAAAUACUCAAAAACCACUAGGUCUGCAUGGUAUCAGCAAUAGUAGCAGUUACAACAGUAGCAGCACAGAGGGAAAUUCUGCUACAAAACACCAUAGGACGGAUAAAGAAGAACAAGAACAAGAAAAGGAGGAGGAGGAGGAGGAGGAGGUGGAUUUAUUCGAUCCAAUACAAUUUAAACAAUCACAAGACCAAGGUGAUAUGGAACGUACCUCACUAGAUUCUUUCCGAGACGAUUUUGGGAACGUUUACGAUUCAGUAAACUUUGACAACAAGAAAUACACCCAAAAACUCACUUUCAAGGGAACCAAACUAGUUUACUUUACCUCGGCGUUUGUUAGUUUAUUUGUCAGUUUGUUCGGAUACGAACAAGGUGUAUGUAGUGGGAUUCUAGCAUUUGACACGUUUAAUUUAUACUUUAACCACCCCAGUGCAGCGACUAUUGGGCUAGUCAUAUCUAUUUUGGAAAUUGGUGCCAUGAUCAGCUCAAUACUCGUGGCUAAGAUCUCGGAUAAUUUUGGAAGGAAGAGAACAAUCUUGCUAGGGACAUUCAUCUUCAUGAUCGGUGGGACCUUGCAGUCGUUUUGUCCCAAUAUGUUUGUCUUUGCCGUGGGCAGAGUGCUUAGUGGGGUAGGAGUAGGUAUUUUAUCAACAAUUGUUCCAUCAUAUCAAUGUGAGAUAAGUCCAAGUGAAGAGAGAGGGAAGCUUGUGUGUGGUGAAUUUACAGGUAAUAUCAGUGGAUACGCAUUGAGUGUUUGGGUUGAUUAUUUUUGCUACUUCAUUCAGGAUAUAGGGAAUACGCGAAAAAACCCAAAUUCAUUUUUGGCUAAUUUAAGUUGGAGACUACCGUUAUUUAUACAAGUCGUUCUUGCUUUUGUUUUGUUUCUUGGUGGGUUUUUCAUUGUUGAGAGUCCUCGUUGGUUGUUGGAUAAUGAUAUGGACCAGCAAGGGUUUAAUGUCCUAAGUUUAUUAUAUGACUCUCAUCCACUGAGUACUAAACCCAAAACGGAGUUUUUCUUGAUCAAAAAUUCCAUUUUGCAUGAGAGGCAAACGAUACCGAAAUCAGAGAGGACGUGGAGGCUUUUGAUACUGAGGUAUAAACAAAGAGUGUUUGUUGCUUGUUCUUCACUCGUUUUUGCGCAAUUGAAUGGAAUCAAUAUCAUCUCCUAUUACGCACCCAUGGUUUUUCUUGAGGCCGGGUUUAAUGAUUCAGGAGCAUUAUUGAUGACGGGUAUAAAUGGAUUGAUUUACCUUUUAUCCACGAUCCCACCAUGGUUUCUAGUGGAUAAAUGGGGAAGACGGCCCAUUCUAAUAUCCAGUGGUAUUGCCAUGGGGGUAUGCUUAAGUCUAGUUUCCAUCUUUAUGUUUUUAAAUAAAUCGUAUACCGCAUCGAUAGUUGCAGUAUUAGUGAUAAUUUACAAUGCGUCGUUUGGAUUUGGAUUCGGGCCAAUACCAUUUUUGUUAUCUGGAGAAUCAUACCCAUUAUCAGUACGUUCGAAAGGUGUUUCCCUUGCGGUAGCGUGCAAUUGGCUAAGUAACUUUAUUGUGGGAUUAUUGGCUCCUAUAUUACGACAGAAUAUCCAAUGGGCAAUGUACUUAUUCCCAGCUGGGUCAUGUAUCCUUAGUGUUAUCUGUGUUAUAUUAUUCUACCCCGAGACCAAGGGUGCUGAAUUGGAGGAGAUUGAUGCAGUGUUUGACGAUUUUUAUGCCGAACUGCCGUUUACGAGAAUGUUUGGUAGUUUCAGUAGAAAGAGGAACAGAAACAGAAUCACAGAUGAGCAAGGUAGAAGAAUGCAUGCAGCGUAUGAUAGAUUAGAGAAUGAUUUACUUACGAGAGCAAGGAACCAUGAUGAUAGCGAUGAUGAUAUUGGUAGUGAUGAUGAAGAUAUGGUAUUGGUUGAGGAUGAGAAUAUUGAGAUGGAAGAAUUGAAUAACUUGGAUUACGAGUAUGAUACUGGGAAUAGGAAUUAA
This is a messenger RNA of Lodderomyces oxycetoniae, 2079 nucleotides long. It is a transcript of the gene HGT5, whose product is annotated as Hgt5p. Gene Ontology annotation, molecular function: carbohydrate:proton symporter activity. Lineage: Eukaryota; Fungi; Ascomycota; Pichiomycetes; Serinales; Debaryomycetaceae. The record is from RefSeq and is a predicted model, not a curated record. The transcript has a single exon. Gene Ontology annotation, biological process: transmembrane transport; carbohydrate transport. The coding region runs from base 1 to 2079 and encodes 692 amino acids. Gene Ontology annotation, cellular component: membrane.